UUGACUCGGGAGUUGGGACUUUCUACCCAACCACUUUAUAAGUCUCGUUAUAAAAGCAUCUGUUAGGAUAACACUGUUCAGUUUGUCUUUGACUUUUAUAAGAAUAAGUAUUCGAUUUAUUUUUUUUUAUCAUUAUUUUUCGGAUAUUGCUGUGAACUUUAGUGAUAAACAAACGAUAAGCUAAUUGAUAUUUGUGAUAAAAUUAUACAUUCAUGUAAUAAAACUUUCUGAUUAUUGAUUUUUACAGGCUACUUUAAUUAUAUAAAUUUUUAAGUGUCAAAGUGUUAUUAAUUAUUAUUAGUGAUUCAUGUCAUUAUAAUAUUUUUAAUGGCGCUCAGAAAAGUUACAAAUAAAAUAAAAAAUAUUUUGAAAUAAUUAGUAAUAAGAAAUAUUUAGUUUUUUUAGCAAAAUUAAAUUUAUGAUUAAAAUUAUUUUAUUUUUAUUGUAAACAUGGAUCCAAACUGUGAUAAAAACAAACCAUUACUGAGUUACCAUAAAGUUAAUAUUCUGUCACAAAAUUUUGACACAUUGAAAGAAAAUGAGAAAUGCAUUCAGUCGAAUAACAAUGAGGAACUAAAUAAUAAUGAUAAGGUUGUAUAUGAUGAAGAGGAAGAUGAUGUUCCAGUUCAAUACACAUCCAAUUGUCGAGGUGUAUUCGCUCAGUGUAUGGUUGCCGGUGCUGUACUAUUUUUAACCGCAGGUGUAGGCAUGCCUAUAGGAUACAGUGGAGUUUUAUUACCACAACUUAACGACACUAAUAGUACGCUUCAUAUAGAUCAAGAUAUAGGCUCAUGGAUAGCGUCAAUUCAUAGUCUAGCAAGUCCAUUGGGUUCUCUGAUAUCUGGUCCACUUUUAGACGCAAUAGGUAGACGUAGCUGCCUACAAUUGUCAGCUAUUCCUUUGUGUAUUGGCUGGUUGCUUAUAGGAUUUGCAACAAAUUUAUGGAUGAUGUUAUUGGGUAGAUUUUUCGCUGGUUUUGGAGUUGGGAUAUGUGGUGUUGCAGCUCAGGUAUUAGUAGGAGAAACAGCAGAUCCAGGAAUACGUGGAUUUCUCGUUUCGAUUUCCAUAGCUGCUUAUUGUGCCGGUAUUUUGUUGGUUUAUAUAUUGGGAUCAGCAUUUACCUGGGAAAUAGUUGCAUUCAGUUGUAUAAUUUUACCUGCUAUAAGUUUAGUAACAUUAAGUUUAAUAUCAGAGAGUCCAGUUUGGUUGAUUCGACGCGGUAAAAUGAAAGCAGCUAAAAAAGCUCUUAUGUGGCUACGUGGAGGUGAUAUAAAACAAAUCACAGCAGAAAUGUCUGUUCUGAUAACACGAACAAAGCAAGAUGACAUGCGUACAUUACCGUCGUCAAUGUCUUUUUGGGAACGAUUAUCAGAAACAAAAUCUAAAAUAAUUCAUCCAGGUGUUAUUAAACCGCUGAUCAUUAUAAAUGUAUUUCUAUUCUUACAAGCGUUAUCUGGCACGUAUAUUAUUGUUUACUAUGGAGUCGACCUUAUUCAAGACAUUGGAAAAGGAAGUGUUGAUAAAUAUAUGGCUGCUGUUGUAACAGCAACAAUAAGAUUUGUCUUUUGUCUGCUGUCUUGUGUUUUAUUGUUAAAAAUAGGCAGUAGAACAAUUGCCAUCGUAUCAGGAACAGGAACUGCAUUAUCAUCAUUAGUCCUUGCCGCAUUUGUUUUGACGAGAGUAGAGGAAUCUUAUUUUGACAUAUAUAUAAUAGGAGUUUGUCUCUUUAUGUACGUCAGUUUAAAUACAAUUGGAUUGUUUACUCUGAUUGGAACAAUGAUUAGUGAAUUGCUGCCUCAUCGAGCUCGUGGAAUAGGUGGUGGCUUUUCAAUGUUCAUCUUCAAUUUUUCACUCUUCCUUACAGCUAAAAUUUUUCCAUUGGUAAGAAAUUUAGUGGGUAUGGGAGGUGUUUUUGUAAUAUUUGGAGUAUCAGCUUCUCUGCUCACAAUAUUUAUGUGGCUCACAUUUCCCGAUACAAGAAAUCGUUCAUUACAAGAAAUAGAAGAUUACUUUAAUGGCGAAAAUAUUAUUUGGAUAAAGAAAAAAAAAUGUCAGAAUAAAAGGCUAAAAAAUUCUGAAGCAUGAAAUUAUUUUAAGCAUCGCAACAAAAAAAAUAAAAAAACGUGAUACAUUUUAAAUUUAAUUUAUACUAUUUAGUGUCCAUUAAAUGUAUAUUUUUUUUAAAUCUAUAGUAAUAAUAUUAAGAAACGUUAAGAAAAAUGAUAUCAAAUAAUUUAACAUAUCAUUAAAAA
Molecule: messenger RNA, 2252 nt
Organism: Microplitis mediator
Lineage: Eukaryota; Metazoa; Arthropoda; Insecta; Hymenoptera; Braconidae
Product: facilitated trehalose transporter Tret1-2 homolog
Exons: 10
Coding region: 451-2085 (544 amino acids)
Biological process (GO): transmembrane transport
Cellular component (GO): membrane
Molecular function (GO): transmembrane transporter activity
Source: RefSeq, a predicted model, not a curated record